AUGACCAGAAUGCAAAGAAUACCCUUUAGUGGAAAAGAAGAUAAUAUCAUUAAAGAGGUGAUGGAAGGGUUGGAUGAUAAACAACGUAACUGUUAUAAGAUUGUACAAAAUGUGCUUGCUAGGAAUUCUAUCCAAAGAUCCUUAAAACAAAUCCGUCAACGUUAUAAAAAUAAUCUGGACAAAAAACUUUGGAAAGAACCUUUAAAAGUUUAUGAACAAGAUUUCGUCAUUCAAUGGAUUGAAAAUAAUCAACCGAAUGGUAAAAUUAGCUAUGCAAAUUUAAGUAAUGUGAUGAAAAAUAGUUUCGGUAAAUUGUUCUCCGAGAACAAACUCAAGAAUUUUUGGAAUUCUAGAAAAAGAACAGAAAAUUUACGAGCUAAAAGAAAAUUGAUUAAUCAAGCUCCUUCGAUAAUUCGCCCGAUUCCUCGAUACCCAACUAACUUCUACUUUAGAAGUCAAACUCCUAACUUUACGGAUUCCUCUUUGAGAAACCAAGCUGUUGUUUCUUCUUCAGAGAUUCCUUCAAUUUCCAACUAA
Molecule: messenger RNA, 537 nt
Organism: Funneliformis geosporum
Lineage: Eukaryota; Fungi; Glomeromycota; Glomeromycetes; Glomerales; Glomeraceae
Source: the annotation of a GenBank genome assembly